This is a messenger RNA of Poeciliopsis prolifica (blackstripe livebearer), 3931 nucleotides long. It is a transcript of the gene ntrk1, whose product is annotated as neurotrophic tyrosine kinase, receptor, type 1. Gene Ontology annotation, cellular component: axon; plasma membrane; signaling receptor complex. The transcript has 16 exons. The record is from RefSeq and is a predicted model, not a curated record. Gene Ontology annotation, molecular function: neurotrophin binding; ATP binding; neurotrophin receptor activity. NCBI's taxonomy places the organism in Eukaryota, Metazoa, Chordata, Actinopteri, Cyprinodontiformes, Poeciliidae. Gene Ontology annotation, biological process: positive regulation of kinase activity; protein phosphorylation; nerve growth factor signaling pathway.
AGCCCUCAGACACCAGCUCCUGCUCCCCUCUCAGGCGAUACUUCCCUCAAAGAGAUGGAUGUGGCACCCAGGGCCCUGGCGCUCCUCUCGCCCCUGGUGCUCGCCCUGCUCAGCCUGUCGCCUGCACCCUCCUUGGGAGGAUGCCCGUCUGCUUGCCGGUGCUCUUUUGCCAUGCUGCAGUGCCUAGAGCCCAAUGGGAUAAGCAGCAUCCCACCGCUGGCGCUUCAGGAGAGUGAGAACGUGACGGAAAUCUACAUUGAAAAUCAGGCAGGUCUGGAGAACAUAACAGAGGUCAACCUUGCCAACUACAGAGAGCUGAAAAAUCUAACCGUCACAUCAUGUAAGCUGAGGUUCAUUUCUGCAAAUGCUUUCCAAAACAACCCGAAGCUGCAGUAUGUGAACCUUGCAUCGAACUUUCUGGAGCACAUCAACUGGAGAGUGUUUCAUUUUCUGCCUCUGCUCAACCUGAUUUUAAGGGACAACCCUCUCGUCUGCUCAUGUGACCUCUUCUGGCUGCAGCAGUGGCAGAAAGAAGAUCGUGGCGAUGUCGACAGCCAAAUGCUGUUUUGCUUGUCCAACGAUGAGGAAUUUCUCCUCAGUUCUUUGGUGAUCGAUAAUUGCAGUUUGCCUGAGGUGACCAUUUAUCCACCACAACAGAAGACCAGAGAGGGAGGAAACCUCGUGUUUGAAUGCCAUGUGACAGGAAGUCCCACCCCCAAAGUGACGUGGCAAACGAAAGAACUUGCAUCUAACUUUACAGUCCAGGAGAUAAUCACAAACUCCACGUUAACGCUGGUGCUUCAUCUCACCAACGUCUCCUUCAAAGACAACAUGCACAACUUGACGUGUGAGGCUGAGAACCAAGCUGGGCCCAACGAGGGGAUGGUGCAAUUGGACAUUGAGUUUCCAGCCAAAAUCAUCUUCUUCAAGGACGCCGUGAAACAUCACCACUGGUGCUUCCCGUUCGCCGUGGACGGGAAUCCUGACACAUACAUCUCCUGGUUCUUCAACGGAGAACCGUACAGAAAAAACAACUUCAUCUUCAUCCAGUUCAUCCCGGACUCGAACGACGGGUCAGUGAAACAUGGCUGCCUGACCUUAAACAAGCCGACCCACAUGAACAACGGAAACUACACUCUGGUGGCGGUGAACGAGCUCGGAGGGGAAAACGCCACGGCGUUUGGGAUGUUUAUGGAGAAUCCUUUCGAUAAAGGUGAUCCUGAGGGAAUCAUUAUAGUCUCUAAUGGGUAUCCAAGUAAGUUCUCAACUAACAAUGACUCCAUAUAACUUCUGUGUAUCUUCUCAGUGUUAACUUCCUGUGUGUUUUGUCUCUCAGGUCCAUCAAACAAACCGGUCGUGGACGUUACGGAGAAUUCAGAGAGUCGGGUGUUUGUGGUCUCUGUUGCUGUGGGCCUCGCUGUGUUCACCUGCAUCUUUCUGCUCAUCACAGUUUUGAUCAUUAACAAGUGUGGUCAGCAAACCAAGUUUGGUAUUCACCGCUCAUCAGUUCUCGGUAAGGAGGAUGACCUGGCCGUCUCGCUCCGCUUCAUGAAUUUCGGGACCAGCCCGCCUUCCUCUGACGAAGACUCUGGUUUAUCAAGUUUCGUGGAAAAUCCGCAGUACUUCUGUGGCAUCAUCAAGGACAAAGACAUGUGUGUGCAGCACAUUAAGCGGCAGGACAUUGUGUUGAAGUGGGAGCUCGGUGAAGGAGCGUUCGGCAAAGUCUACCUGGCAGAGUGUGCGAACCUCAGCCCCGACAGCGACAAGAUGCUGGUUGCCAUUAAGACUCUGAAGGAUGCCAACGAGUCGACGCGGCAGGACUUCCAGCGGGAGGCCGAGCUGCUGACGGUCCUCCAGCAUCAACACAUCGUGCGUUUCUACGGCGUGUGCACAGACGGCGAGCCGCUGGCCAUGGUGUUCGAGUACAUGAGGCACGGAGACCUCAACCGCUUCCUCCGAGCUCACGGGCCGGACGCUCGUAUCCUGGAGGAGUCCAAGUUGCCCCCGCUGGGGCAGCUGACUCUGCCCCAAAUGCUGCAGAUCGCCGCCCAGAUCGCCUCAGGCAUGGUUUACCUGGCGUCGCUGCACUUCGUCCACCGCGACCUGGCCACACGCAACUGUCUGGUGGGAGAAGGCCUGGUGGUGAAAAUCGGAGACUUCGGUAUGUCCAGAGACAUCUACAGCACAGACUACUACCGGGUCGGUGGACGUACGAUGCUUCCGAUCCGCUGGAUGCCGCCGGAGAGCAUCAUGUACAGGAAGUUCACAACGGAGAGCGACAUCUGGAGCUUUGGAGUCGUUCUUUGGGAAAUCUUCACCUACGGCAAACAACCCUGGUACCAGCUGUCCAACAGUGAGGCCAUUGAAUGCAUCACGCAGGGGCGGGAGCUGGAGCGGCCCCGCACCUGCCCCAAGGAGGUCUACCUGCUGAUGCACGGCUGCUGGCAGCGGGAGCCCCAGCAGAGGAUGGUCAUCAAGGACAUCCACAGCCGCCUGCAGGAGCUGGUCAAGAACCCACCCGUUUACCUGGACAUCCUGGGCUGAAGCGGGCCGAGACGCAGCCGGGGAGCAGAAAUCAAAGACUCAAAGCGUUGGGAUUCACGUUGGUCACUGUAAUCGGCUGAUUUUGCUUCAUUUAAGGCUUUAUUUCUAUUUUGGAGAUGAGCUUUUUGCCCCAUUUCUACUCGACUCAGAGUCCUGCUUUCUCCCCUGAGCUGCUCUGGAAAAAUGUCAAAUGUUUACCAAAGUGUUAAAAAGUUUAUCUGCUGUGGGAUCAGUGGGAUGGGAUGUGCAUGAAAAGUGUAACUUGAAAAUGAGGAUUUCGGAAGAUUUUGCAGCUUAAAAAAAAAAAGAAAUGUUUUCUGGAUUUGGAUGCAGCAGGAAGGUAUUUGUGUAACUUAUCUGAGUGAGGGGUUCAUGUAAAUGUAAAUAAGAAAAACCCAAUGAAAGAAUGUUUUUCAUGUGUCAAAUUGUCUGUAUCAUAUACUUAUUUUUCAAAAAAAAAUAGUUGGGUAUGAAGUGGAGAGAUUAAUCCCCAUGUUUACAUUUAAUGUGGACAGAAAUGCAUUUCCAAUCAGCAGCGGUUUGACCUGCGACACACACUCCACACUGGCCUUUUCUUCAAAAUUAGCAACAUUUUAACAUGCGACUGAGAAAGUAAAAAAAAAAAAAAAAAUCAAAGCUCUGCAGUGAAAUCCGGUAAGAGGGCGAGAUGGUGGGGGGAAGAUGGUUUGAGAGGCAACAGAUGGGUUAAAGAGCGACUCCAGGAGGGACAGAUGGCGCUGAAAGUGAAACUGGAGAAAAAAAACAAGAUCAGGUGAACAAACCACUGCAGCGCUUCAUGUAAAUACUACAUGUAUAUACUACACGUAUAUACUCUGUAUUAGUGUCGCAUUUAUGUACAGAAGAGAUCAGAAGUUUACAUACACAUUUUGGGGGCAUGCAUUAUUAAUCUUGAUUUAUUAUAACCAACCAGCUUUUUAUUUUUUCCAUCAGUCCCUGGCUCAGAUAAAACAUUUAGUUGCACAUGUUUGAAUUUGUGCUUUUUCAAGUGUAAUCAAGCUCAGAAAUUCACCCUAAUUUUUUUCAAAAACACAAAAUAUCACCAAAUAUUUUUGUUUGGUUUUUAGAGCAAAUGUCUUAAGUGCAUCUGAAGUAAGAAAACAACUUACAAGUGACUUUCCAGCUUAUUUAGAAUCAAUAAUUUCUUAAUAUUCAUUUAAAAAGUACUAAUUUCAUUGUCCAAUUUUUUUUACUUACCGCACAGAAAACAUGUCUUGUAAGUGAAAUAAUUUUCCAGUGAAAUAUUCUCAAUAAUAAGAAAUCAUUGGCUUAAAACAAGCUCAUAUUUCUUGCCUAAAAGUUACUUGGGAAUUAGCUUUGUCUUAUUUCAAGUGUAUUAAGAUACUUAGCAAAAACAAAAAGUGGACAA